Molecule: messenger RNA, 2449 nt
Organism: Mastomys coucha (southern multimammate mouse)
Lineage: Eukaryota; Metazoa; Chordata; Mammalia; Rodentia; Muridae
Gene: Wdr89
Product: WD repeat domain 89
Exons: 2
Coding region: 90-1418 (442 amino acids)
Molecular function (GO): protein binding
Source: RefSeq, a predicted model, not a curated record
AGUUACGCACGCGCAGAUCUUCUGCUCUUGUCCAAUCGGAAGGUAGCAAGCAAAGGCGCGCGGCUCCCGUUUCUUGGAGCCCGCAUAUUAUGGUCCGCCUCUGUGCUAUGAACCAAUCCGCCUCAGCUUCCUCUAUAAUUUUACCCAAUCAGAGCCGGAGGGCGGAGUUCCAGCCGGCCGUGGGCAGAGCGUGCUUUUUCUCCAGCUCCAGUGUGGGGUUUGCUGCUGAGAGUUUUAUAUCCUUGGAUGUUUCUACUGACAUGGAGAAGAUUGAGGACCAGUUUGCUAACCUGCAUAUCGCUAGACGGUCCUCGGAGCUGAAAGAGCCCACUUACCUUCUUGGCAUAGACACAUCAAAGACUGUACAAGCAGAGAAAGGAGGCUUGGUUGCUGUCUUGGGUUCAAACGGGUCGAUAAGAAUAUAUGAUAAAGAGACACUAAAUCUGCUACGAGAAUUCAGUGGCUCUCCUGGGCUCCUUAAUGGAGUCAGAUUUGCGAAUUCCUGUGACAAUGUCUAUUCUGCAAGCACAGAUGGCACUGUAAAAUGUUGGGAUGCUCGGUUAGCUAGUGAAAAGCCCGCACAGUUGUUCAAGGGUUACCCUUCCAAUAUUUUUAUCAGUUUUGAUGUCAACUGCAAAGAUCAUAUCAUUUGUGCUGGUGCAGAAAAAGUUGAUGAUGAUGCCUUGUUGGUAUUUUGGGAUGCAAGGUUCACCUCUCUGGAUGUGUCUACUAGAGACCCACUUGGUGCCUAUUCAGAGACACACAGUGAUGAUAUCACUCAAGUACGUUUCCAUCCCAGCAAUCCCAACAUGGUUGUCUCAGGGUCAACUGAUGGUCUGGUAAAUGUGUUUGAUCUCAGUGCUGAUAAUGAAGAUGAUGCAUUGGUUGCCACCUGUAACUCCGUUUCAUCAGUGAGCUGUAUCGGUUGGUGUGGAAGAGAUUAUAAGCAAAUUUACUGCAUGACACACGAUGAAGGGUUUUGUUGGUGGGAUCUUAAUCAUCUGGAUACAGAUGAACCAAUUACAUGUUUGAACAUCCAGGAUGUGAGAGAAAUGACUGAUGUGAAAGGUCAUGUGGACUAUCUGAUUGGUGGCCUAUAUCAUGAGAAGAUGGACAGAUUGUUUGUCAUUGGAGGAACCAACACCGGAAAGAUUCACUUACUGAGCUGCACCGCGGCAGGACUGACCCACGUGACCAGCCUUCAUGGGGGCCAUGCAGCCACCGUCCGAUCUUUCUGUUGGAACGCAUCUGAGGAUUCUUUACUGACUGGAGGGGAAGAUGCACAGCUCUUGCUUUGGAAACCUGGAGCUAUGGAGAAGACCUUCACCAAGAAAGACAGCUUGAAAAUUGCAUCCUCUGUGCAGCAGCGAGUUCGAGUCCACAGCAGCGAUUCUUACAAGAAAAGGAAACAGCAGUGACGUCAUGUUGGGAAUUUGAAAAGCUCUUCCGGUUUCAAAUCAUUUUUUGCUACCUAUAACACAUCUUUUAAAAGCUUAUCUGUAAAAGCAGGCAGUUAGCACACACACCCCCGGCCCCCGGCCCCCACCCCAGACGAAUACUGAGAAUGGUUUAAUUCAGGUUCAGGCAUAUUCUACAAUAUUUUUAAAACCUCCAGUUGAGUAUAAAAAUCAGUGACUUGACAGGGAAAUUACAAGCCGCACUUUGAAACCCAUCUGUUGAGUUAGUAAAUGUUAGGUUUGAAGCAAUAGCUCUGAAGAGGAAUCUUUGGUAGCUAGCUGGGGAGGCAAGGAAACAGGUGGUUUGGGUUAUGGGUUUUAAACUCAGCGUCUUACGUUUGAAAUGACACACUUGUUCGUACAGCAUCAGGCUGUUCAAUCGUUUGAAGAGCGUUUGCCUCCUCACUACACUUACUGCAUCACCAUGGGUCCUUGAAAUCGAAGUGUUCACUGAGUCUGAGCAGAAGUUUACUCUUUUAGGAAUAAAGUAUAAUAUUUUCCUAAAAUGAGAAAAAUAUAUUUGAUAAUUACUUGUAUCUGUACAUUAUUUUUUUAAGUUAAUCAGGAGCAUAUGUACUUUAAUACACCACAUUUACUCUUGGUUAGCCAGCACCCAGGUACUUUGCUGAUGAAAAAAGAAAUUACCUUAUUAGACUCAUUUUGAGACUUAGUGUAAGACAGGCAAAAGAAAAUACGACAGCACAGCUAUUUUGUUUCAAAAUAGCCUUUUAAAAAUAUUUUAUGAUUAAAUAUUCUUUCUUAUUUCGCCCAUCAUUUUACACUUGAAGCCUUGUUUACUGCCUGUGGUGUGUGUGUGUGUGUGUAUGUGUGUGUGUGUGUUCUCUUUCUCCCUUGUGGGUCCCAGGAAUCACAGUCCAGUCCUUAGACUUCACCGCAGCCUCUACCUACCAGGCCACAUUUACUUCUAAUUUUGCCAUUUUUCUUAAAGAAAUGUUUUGUAAAGUGCCUUAAUAAAAGAAGUUAAGACUUUU